This is a messenger RNA of Zeugodacus cucurbitae (melon fly), 2610 nucleotides long. RefSeq lists its product as uncharacterized. The transcript is spliced from 5 exons. Gene Ontology annotation, cellular component: nucleus. Lineage: Eukaryota; Metazoa; Arthropoda; Insecta; Diptera; Tephritidae. The record is from RefSeq and is a predicted model, not a curated record. Gene Ontology annotation, molecular function: zinc ion binding. Bases 21 to 2360 code for a protein of 779 amino acids.
GUUUUUCACUUGUCUGUUUUAUGCAAAAUAUGUUGAUCACAACAAAAAUAAAGAUUGGGAAAUAUUUCGUUAAAUGCAACAUAAUGACGGAUCAAGUGCGCGCGAAUUUAGUAAAUUUACCUAAAAAAUUUGAAUUCCUCACAGCACCGAUAUCAAGGGGCUCACUGCGUGGUUUAAAGCGAUGCUCAGGCUGUGGUCAGUUGAAUGGUGUACGCAGUUCUGUAUGUCGUAAUGAAUUUUGUAAAUUAAGAAAAGAUGCGCUUCGUACGCAUAUACCAUUAGAUCCCGUGCAGCUGGAAUGUCUGGAUAAGCAAAAAUCACUAUAUUCCCUACGUAAAAAGGAACAAAAUGCUCAACCUCGCAACUUUGUGUUAAUUACAGCGCGAAGCAAAAGUGAUACGUCAAUAUUUGAGUGCUACAACUGCAGCCCGGGUGUACCAAGUACUGCAGAUCUUUGCAAGCAUAUUUUAGCUUGUACAACCAAUUCAGAUUCGCUACAGAAAGCCGAAGUCUUCACAAUUUCCCGUGAUGUAUUGUGGAAUUUGAAUGGCUUAGAUAACGAGCAUAAGGAACGCCUUUGGAAUAUUUACCAAAUCGAAGAAAGUAAUGUGCCUGCCGUGCAACGCAUAUCGAAUUCCUUAUUUGUGGUAAAAUGUGAUUUGUCGAAGGUAUUUCCUGCUGGACGGCUACAUGUCACAGCUGUCAGUAAUGGCAGUUCUACAAAGAAAGGCAUAUAUUCCUGCUCGUGUAAAAAAUUGAAAAUAAUUGUGGAACCUGAUAAUUCUGUGGUCAUGCAAGAAGAGGUGUGUGAUCACAUUUUACUAGUUUUGGCGGCUGUUUUAAGUAACCGCAAAGGUAAAACGAUAUUUGGAAAUUUCGCUAGCGCAUUGAAAUCAUAUUGGAUGCCCACCUAUAUUGAGACGCCAAUUGUAGAUUCAACGCAGGAGGACGCACUCUUUGGUUUGAGCAUAGAUAUUGGUGGAAACUUCGACCUGAGCGGUGGUACUAGUCAAGCAAACGAUGAUAUUUUCAUUUAUAACAAUGAUUUCAUGUCUGACGGGAAUAUACCUGACUUCGAAGACAUUAUACUGAGCAAUUCGACAAAUCCUAUAGCGCAAUUACAUAACCAGACUAUAAUGGAUAAUUCCAUUGGAACAAAUUCAAAUACAAAUCACAACGAUAUGUUACAUCCCGGUGAUCCGAAUUUAGGUUUAAACUUUGCAAUUACUGCCGAGGACAUUGAAGAUAUAAAAUUUCAUGACGCACCCUUCAUCAAUGGCGUAAAAGCUUUAUCGUCCUCAACACUGCCCAAUAAUGUGACAACUGCACAUUUGGAGCUAAGUGAUUGCAAAAUCGAGUUAAUGGACCAAUUUGAGCUGACCGAUCAGAUAGAUCUGUCCACAACUGAUGACAUCACGUUACAGCAGGAGCAUACAUGGCUGGGAAACGGUAUAAGCAUAUUGGAAGCGCCUAUAUUAAAUAAUACAACGCCAAACGAUAGUUGCACAAAUGAGACGACCAAUGUGGACACCUCGCAUCUAACACAUGCUACAACCAUUUUCAAUAAUAACUCUUUAUUGAAGUCCAAUCAUGUGGUUGAGGCACCACCUAUCGAGUUACCCACCAUUGCGGUGGUCAAAAAAUGUCCAGUUAAAGCGUCAGAGUUGGCGCAUAGUGUAAAUACGCGUAAAUUUCCACCAUUACCCGGAAAGCGGUCGGUAAUCGUUAAUGGUGUAAACACUUUGGAGCAGCAUCAAACAAAUGAGGAAAGCGUCGCAUCACAUAGCGAAGAACCAUCGCUAGCCUUCUCAUCGUGGUUGGAUUAUGUCAUUGAAGUAAUCAAUGAGAGUGUUGGUAUUGUAGAAGAAAGAAGUGUGGAGCAUACAUUCCAUGUACACGAGGAAAUAUUUGCGCAUUUUAGCAAAACCUUCAGCACCGGCGUUAAGCUCCGUAUGCCCAGCAGCACAACGGUUGUAAAAACGGGCAAAUACAAAGGGCUUAUAAAGUAUGUUUGGUACUUUACAAAUGCAUCAACGCUGCGUCGCAUUUUCAGCACCAAAAAUAUUUCGCUGGAAACCGAACGCGUGUUUGAAUAUAAUACCGAUGGUGAAUUUGUGCCAUAUGUAACACCAGCCAUUGUGCCCGCCACCAAUGGCAAAUACAAGCGUGUUUAUCCCAAAUUGUCACUAUAUAAGACACAUAUUUGGUUUGAAUGUGGUAGUAGUGAACAUAAAAAUAGUUUCAAGCUUGAGUGGCUGCCCAGUGCCUUUCCAAAAAGUCACCAUGGCAUAUUGAAAUUGGAAUUCACAGUUGGUGUGCAGGAUCCAGAGGAAAUGCAGCGAGCUAUUAUUGGCAAAUAAGUGCUGUUACAUUGUUAAAGUAUUAUAGAAAUAUGUGCGCAUUUUAAGCCUAUGGAACACGUGAUACUCAUACUUGUAUAUAUGUAUAUAAAUAUGCUAAACUUUGUUGAGAUUACUAAAAUAAUAGUUUUUGUUUAAAGCGCGUUAUUCAUUAAUAUUAGUAACUUAAUUUCGUUGCUAACUCUAAUUAGCAAUUUUUAUUUUAAAUUGUACUAAGCAAAUUGGACUAUUAAAGCAUAUGUUAAUUUAU